AUGCACCAACAGCCAUACCAACCGCUCCCCAUCCAUCCACAACAGCAUCCUUAUCCCCCACACCCACACCCAGACAUGGACCCGCACCCAAUGCACUCAUAUCCCCCUCAACCCAGAGCCUCUUCCCACUCCAGGUCCCACUCUCGCUCAAACUCGGGUAUCUAUCCUCCACAUGGCCAGUUUCCUCCCAUGCCACCACACGAUGGAUUCCCACCUUACCACCAAGCUCCCUAUCCUCCGCCCCCUGUCUCCAUGAUGGCCCCACCAGAAUCCGUAAACAUCGAUAGGCAUUCACGCUCACACUCCCAGUCAAUGUCCAGUAUCCAUCAGUCCCCUCCAAACGGAUAUCGUACUUCCCCACGUAUGCCCAAUCUAGAUCCCCAUGGAUGGUCUGCUCCUCCUCCUUCUCUUCCUCCUCAGCACCAUUCCUCCUUCAUCUCUCCACCUCCUCCUCCUCCUCCUUCAGAUCACCAUCUUCAUCAGCGUCCCUCACAUCAUCCUCAUCCAUAUCAUGUCACAUCUCCCCAUCGAUCCCACUCACGCACUCCUUCCUAUUCACAUUCUCGAUCUCACUCUCUUUCCCAACCUCCGUUCGCUCCUCAACAUCCUAUCCAACCCUCACCCAGACAUGCCUCCCCUUCUCUCUCGACCACCGCUCCUCGGUAUGUUCAAGAAGCUUAUCCAGACAGGGUCGAUCCAGUACGUUUCCCCCCCGUACCUCAACAGCCUGCCAUCUCAACCGUACCCCCCGCCUCCGAAACACAACGGACACCCGUCGUAGAGGACGAAGACGAGAAUGAUGGAGAGAUCAUCUUGGAUUCCACAUCUGGUCAACCUGCAAAUGGACAACCAGAUGAAGAGUCUAUCGGCUCCAUCAAGUGUCCUGACUGCGGUAAACUAUACAAACAUUCUACCUCCUUGUCAAAGCAUCGCUGGGAGCACUCCAUGUACUGGAAGUCUGCUGCCAAAUUCUUAUUGACCAAGCAUCAACAAGUCCAGAUGAUGGAGGCAGCCUCCAUUCUUAUGGGUAUUGAGGGUCAUGGCGAAACUGACCCGGAUCCGAUUGUCAGCAUGUAUGUCAAGCAGCGUGGCCAGCCUGUCACAGGUCCCUCCACUGCUGCCUCUGCCUCUCCUCCCCCCUCAAUAAAGUCGCUCUCGAUCUCUCCUCCUCCCAUGCCUGAGCGCGUGGUGAUGAAACAGGAGCCCUCUUCAACAAUGAUGAGUCCUCCGACGCUCCAUGGUAGGAUGACAAACAUGGGUACGAGACACUCCGUCACCUCUACCACAUCCUCCGCAUCCUCAAUGUCCUCUACACCACCUUCCCUGGCUCCUGAUGAUGAAAGUAUUGUCGAAGUCGAUGAUGAGUCCCUGAUGUCCGUACCUCCCCAUUUCCGCCAUCAACAUCAGCACCAGCACCAGCACCAGCAUCAGCAUCAGCAUCAUCAGCGUCCUUCGCAUCAUCAGAUGCCCCCAACCAUGGACAAUGGGCAGAAACAUGUUGAUCCACAGUUUUAUCAACAUGAUCCCCGUUAUGCUCCUUAUCCUCACCCACAUCAGCAAGGGCAUCCUCUUCCACAGCAUCCGCAGUCCUAUGCUCCCUAUUACAAUGAUCAACAUUAA
Lobosporangium transversale is the source of this 1620-nucleotide messenger RNA. RefSeq lists its product as hypothetical. NCBI's taxonomy places the organism in Eukaryota, Fungi, Mortierellomycota, Mortierellomycetes, Mortierellales, Mortierellaceae. The record is from RefSeq and is a predicted model, not a curated record. The transcript is spliced from 2 exons. The coding region runs from base 1 to 1620 and encodes 539 amino acids.